UCUGUAACGUAGCUGAGCAGAUUGAAUAUCCUGAUGUGUAUCGGUGCUCAGCAGUACCGCUCUCCCAGGUAUAAUUCCAUGGUAACACCUUUGGGAUGAGACAUCACUGAAAGUCUGGCUUCUGCUUUAUUCACCUGCAAGCCUCCUGCACACAUAUUUUGAGUUGAUGAGACAGCGCCACAAUAAAAAACCAUGCACAGAUUUAAUAAGGACUGGAAACUUUCUGGAAUACAAAGAAUAUAUUACAACACAUUAGUCAAACAACUUGGAGGAUUUGGCUCAGAGGUUGGGAAAUUUACUUGGCCAACCAGUGUAUCAAAUACCUCGGAAGGCGAUCUUGCCGUUAAAGACUCUGGCAACCAACAAAUACAAAUUUUCUCUGAAGAGGGUCACCAUAAACACACAUUUGCAUAUGGCUCAGAAAGCACCAAAUGUCUUGGAGAUGUGGCAUGCACUAGUGAAGGACUUAUUCUGGUCACUGACGGGUCUAAAGGUAUUAAAGUGUUCUCUAGGGAAGGUGAACUAAUCCACAUUCUUAAGUCAUCAAAGGCAGAUUGGAAACACUCCUAUGGACUGGCUGUGUUAAAAUCCAAUAAUAUUGCAGUAACUGACUGGACAGAUGGAGGUAAAAUACACAUCAUUGCGGUGGACUGGAGGAUGAAUGCUGUUUUGAAGACCAAUGUUAUCGAUGGACUUCAACGACCUGAGUAUAUUGCAGUUACUGAGGCUGAAGAUUUGUUGGUUUCGGAGGGCCAGCUCUUUGGCCAAAAGGGAGGCUGUUGCCUUAAGAUUAUAGACAGUGAGCGAGCACUCAAGAAGACAAUUGGACCUAAGUACGGAGAAGACUUCAACUUCGUCAACCCAUCAGGAGUUUGCGUAGAUAAAAGCGGCAAUUUUUUUGUAGCCGACAGAGGAAAAAACAAUGUCACCAUGUUUAACCGGGACUCCUCAUUAUCAUCAUUAGUUGUGACGCAAGACCUGGAAGGGCCUGCAGGGAUCACUGUAACAAAUAAUGGACUGCUUGUUGUGACUGAUUGUUACCAUCAUAGUGUAAAAUUGUAUAAAUACAAACAGGAAUUGAUACUUUGAAAUUCUAAAAUGAAGAAAUUAAGUCCAAUUAGCACAGAAUAUGGAUACAUCGUAAAUUGGUUUAAAUACAGUCUAUGUAACAAAAUAUAGUCAAUCUAAUACAGAUUGCUGUAUGCUCAAAUGCCCUUCAUGUGUUCAUAUAUUUGUAAUCCAGGUCUAUUCUUUUUUAUGUAUAGAUAAACACACAAACGCUGUAGUGCCAU
Molecule: messenger RNA, 1292 nt
Organism: Pelobates fuscus (common spadefoot toad)
Lineage: Eukaryota; Metazoa; Chordata; Amphibia; Anura; Pelobatidae
Product: E3 ubiquitin-protein ligase TRIM32-like
Exons: 3
Coding region: 193-1089 (298 amino acids)
Biological process (GO): proteasome-mediated ubiquitin-dependent protein catabolic process; negative regulation of translation; protein polyubiquitination
Molecular function (GO): protein binding; ubiquitin protein ligase activity; translation repressor activity
Source: RefSeq, a predicted model, not a curated record